This is a messenger RNA of Leptidea sinapis, 1752 nucleotides long. RefSeq names its product fatty acyl-CoA reductase 1-like. Gene Ontology annotation, cellular component: peroxisome. The coding region runs from base 164 to 1720 and encodes 518 amino acids. Gene Ontology annotation, molecular function: alcohol-forming very long-chain fatty acyl-CoA reductase (NADP+) activity. The record is from RefSeq and is a predicted model, not a curated record. Lineage: Eukaryota; Metazoa; Arthropoda; Insecta; Lepidoptera; Pieridae. The transcript is spliced from 14 exons. Gene Ontology annotation, biological process: long-chain fatty-acyl-CoA metabolic process.
ACCUGCAGUCAUUCAGUCGAAAAUAUCCCCUCACAAGGUUGUGUCGUGCGUUGCUUUAUUUUGAUUUGUGAGUAAAAUAUUGAACUUACGACCCUGUUAAAUUCAUUAGUUAUACAGUCUAAUGUACAGUGCUUAUUGAUUCCGUUGUUUCGAAGACACCACAAUGGGCUUCCUGGAAGAGAGGGACAUAGAAGAUGUUCCUUCUAUCAAAGAGUAUUACAAAGGCAAGACCAUCUUCAUUACGGGAGGAUCUGGUUUCAUGGGCAAAGUUUUGAUCGAAAAGUUACUCUACUCCUGCACAGAUUUGGACAGAAUAUAUCUUCUGCUGAGAGCUAAGAAAGGCGUUGACCCUGAAAAAAGAUUGGCAGCUAUAUACUCUUCUAUGUGCUUCAACCGUCUUCGCAAGGACAGACCUGGUGUUUUUGAAUCAAAGGUCUUCUUCAUCGCUGGUGACUGCAGUGAAAUUGGAUUGGGGAUGUCAGAAGAAGACCGUGCGUUGAUAGUCAACCGCUGCCAAAUAAUAUUCCAUGUCGCUGCCAGUGUCAGGUUUGAUGACUCAUUGAAAGUGGCUGCACGACUCAAUCUACGAGGAACAAAAGAACUCAUUGACAUGGCAAAGGAUGUGAAGAAUUUAGAGGUUUUGGUCCACGUGUCAACAUCAUACGCUAACACCAACAGAGUGAGUAUUGAUGAAGUCGUAUACCCACCACAUGCUGACUGGAGAGACACCCUCAACGUCUGUGAAUCCUUCGACGAUGCCACUUUAAACUCACUCACACCAAAGUACUUAGGAGAACUGCCAAACACGUACGUAUUUACGAAACAGCUAGCGGAGCACGUUGUUUACGAGCAGAAAGGAAAAAUGCCAAUUGUCAUCAUGCGGCCAUCUAUUGUCAUAUCCAGUAUUGAAGAACCAGCUCCUGGAUGGAUUGAAAACCUGAAUGGACCAGUAGGAAUUUUACUUGCCAGUGGAAAAGGUAUUCUGCGUAGCGUCUACACGGAUCCCGAUCUCGUAGCAGACUACAUGCCAGUGGACAUCGCAAUAAAGAUUUUCAUAGCUGGCGGAUGGUUGCGGGGAUCUAAAAAAUUAGAACCGACUGAUGACAUUGAGGUAUAUAACUGCUCAGCUGGCAACAUAAAGACGAUGACAAUUGGCGAAAUUGUUAAAUACGGCAAAGAGGUGAUCAUUGAAGAGACACCACUCGAUGGAAUGCUUUGGGCUGUCGGGGGAUCAAUUACUAAAUCUAGAUUUGAGUACAAUCUUAAGGUUAUAUUGUUACAUUUACUGCCAGCAAUAUUAGUAGACAUAAUCUUACGAUUAACAGGAAAUCCAACUAUGCUCGUGAAACUCCAACGGCGUAUUUAUUCAGCCAACAUUGCAUUGAACUAUUAUAUAACCCAGCAAUGGCUUUUCAUCAACAAAAAUAUACUGGAUUUGCGAGCGAAGAUCAAGCCUGACGAUAAGAAGGACUUCUUCUAUGAAAUGGAAACGGUGGACCGCCUUGAUUACUUUAAAAAGGCAUGUAUCGGAGGCAAAGAGUUUAUUCUGAAAGAAAAGCUUGAAGAUUUGCCAAAAGCAAAGGCCCACCUUAAAAGAAUGAAGCUGUUAGACAAGUUUGUUCGGUACUCGUCAUACGGUGCAAUUUGCUGGUACCUCUACACCAGCGGUCUUGUAAUUCGUAUUUUACAAUGGAUGUACAACACAUUGAUUGGUAUAUAAUUAAUUGCAUUGCUAAUAAAAUAUUCGGAAAA